GUCGUAGACUGACGAAAAUUUAGUCCUACAAGCACCAGUGUCACGAGUUGCACAUUAUUUUUUGAGACCGUCUCUUGCAUUACCCCUUUCUCUAUCUUAUUUUUUGGUGAUUGCAUCUGCGUACGAACAUUGUUCAGCAUUUAGCACCUGUAUCACCGAUUGUUUCGUACUUGGAUACAGAGUUCUUUUUCUUUUGAAUAACUGAUUGAGAAGCCAGUCGACAAUUGAGAACAGUGCAACUAUUUAUUUGUUACUAUUAACUUCGCAUAUAUAUUCUUUCUCUCUUAUACACACACACACACACAUACACACCGAGCUACAUUCCACGCAUCAAAAUGGGUGUCAACUUCAAGAUGUGCGAAAACAACCCAGAGAUGAGAGCAACUGCAGCCCGUAUUUGCCGUGACUAUUUGCAUGGUGUAUGGAAGCAUGUCACUCCUGAUAAUAUCGUGCUUAAAAGGAUAAGUGGUGGUCUCAGCAACUGGCUGUACAACGUUGCUUUGCCCGAUGGUGCAAUGCCAGUGCGUGGUGAGCCGAGACAGGUCCUCUUGCGGCUCUACGGUCAAGUUCAUGGAGAACGAGCCCUUGAAGGUCUCAUCACCGAGUCCGUCAUCUUCACUCUGUUGUCAGAGAGACGACUUGGACCCAAGCUCCAUGGUAUUUUCCCUGGCGGUCGAAUUGAAGAGUACAUACCCGCUCGCCCACUGCUCACUAAAGAGUUGGCUGAUCCCUCGCUGAGCAACAUGAUUGCCGAAAAAAUGGCACAAAUCCACUCGAUGCAAGUUCCUAUCAGCAAGGAGCCCACUUGGCUCUGGGACACUAUGGACAAGUGGCUCGACACUGCAACCGACAUUUUGGAGAACAUCGAGGACAUCGACAGCCGACAGCUCGACAAUGUCUCCUUCAUCAAGUCUAUUGAUCUCGACGAGGAGAUCUCGUGGUUCAGGACUCUAGUCAAACAGCAGAAGUACCCAGUAGUCUUCUGUCACAAUGAUAUGCAAGAAGGUAACAUCCUGAUGCGUCAGAACUCAGCGAAAUCCGAGCUGGUGGUGAUUGAUUUCGAGUACUGUUCGUACAACUAUCGCGGCUUCGACGUGGCUAAUCACUUUUGCGAGUGGCAGUACGAUUACACCAACAAAAACUACCCGUUCUUCAGCGAGCGCUCCAGCUGCGGACCUACCAAAGAGCAAAAGCUCAAUUUUAUUAGAAGCUAUCUGAAAACUGCUGGAAAAGAGGGUCAAACCGAAGAAGAAGAUCGCAUGAUGGCAGAAAUCAAGCUUUUCUCUCUAGCUAGUCACUUAUUCUGGGGAUUAUGGGCGAUUGUUAAUGCUAAACUUUCACAGAUACCCUUUGGUUACUGGGAUUAUGCUACUACCAGAUUAAGGCACUAUCAAUAUCUGAAGGAAAAGAUUCUGGUGUGUGGACCAUUAUAUCCGGACGGUGGAAUCAAGAGAAAAGUAACACAUUUGGAUUGAGAGAGAUUCACGUCGACACAGCGACGUGAACGUGAUUCUCUCUGAAUCCUCAAAAUAUCAACGAAGUCCCCGUAGCAAGUUAGAGUACCCGUUGCCCUGAAUCCCAACGAGGACUCUGACUUAGCUCAGUCAAAUGCGAAUACCGAAGAAAGGUAGUGGCCAGGCAAAGCUGCUAUUUCUCAAAAACACCACGAGAACUCUGAUCUGCUGCCGGGCAGCCGCUGGAUUUAUAUGAUGGGCUUGUCGUCUGUCACUUGAUGUUGUGCAAGCAGCAUCAAAAUGACGACGAUGAUGACACUGAGACGGCGAGAACGUUGAUUGUGAUAUAGUAUCUAAGUCGUGGGUAACUAUGCGACAACUAUUCAAGCUAUGUCGAGGAAGCUAUCGACUGGAGGAAAGAGCCUUAGGAGCAAUAUCGAUCAAUCAAUUGCGCAACAUUCAAACAUCCAUUUAGUUAUUGUUUGCUGUUUAAGCUGGCACAAUUCGGUUAAUUCUAUAUUUCCUAGUUUUUCACGCAAUAUUCCUAUUAAUGGCAUUAUAUAUUCUGAUUUUUAGUAUUACUCAAUAAGGAAAACUUUUACAAAUCUCUUAUGUAAAUCUCCGUAAUUUGAACCCUGAGUAAGGACAUUAAAAUGAUAAAUGAUGCUACGGACAUCGUUUAUUGUUCUUUGCUCUAUUCUAACGAAUAGUUUAGGAAUCGAAAAAAUCAAUUGAUGUCAAGAACAACAUCGUCAUCCAUGGCUGUUUCUUGUAAAAUGUAAGUAAUAAUCGUGAUAACCUGACUUGAUGUGGAUACUUAAUUAUGAUACUACUAUGACUGACGGAAAAUGUAAAAUUGAAAAGUGUAUUUCCUCGAUUUCUACUUAUUCUGAAAUUUACUAUUCGGCAGAUUGGAUAGGUACCUGAGUAAAAAAAUCUGUCUUUCGAAAAAAGUACUUAACAAAAUCGAAAUCGACCUGUAAUAUCAUUUUUAGAUUGUCGGUUUUACAAAGACUACCGUAUCGGUAACUUUAAGUACUGAAAUGGAAUUUUUUAAUCAUCCAUGAAUAGGUUCUCUAAACAAAAAGUGUACAUGUAAAGUCUGAAAAAUAAACUAUAGAAAUAAUUAGUGCAAUUAUAAGAAUAUACGUAUUUUAUUUACUACAGUCUUCAUAAUUUAGAAUGUUCUCGUAAUAUUUAGACCUAUACGAAAAUAGAUUUAAAUAUCCCGUUAUUUAUUUUCUAGCUUGCUUUCUGUAAUUUUAUAAUUGCAGUAGGAGGCGACCCUCGAAAGAUCUUUACAUUGCGUAAUUGUUGGAAAUUUUAAUAGAAUAAAAAGAAAGGUAUUAGCGAAAUUACAAUUAAAUUGAAUUCGUUAUAUACAUUGAGCUUUAAACGAGCGGACUGCAUUCAGUAUUUAAUACAUUUACGUUAUAUUAAUUACAAUAGUUGAUGCGUCGAUAAUUACUUUUUUAU
Phymastichus coffea is the source of this 2930-nucleotide messenger RNA. RefSeq names its product choline/ethanolamine kinase. Gene Ontology annotation, molecular function: choline kinase activity; ethanolamine kinase activity. Gene Ontology annotation, cellular component: cytoplasm. NCBI's taxonomy places the organism in Eukaryota, Metazoa, Arthropoda, Insecta, Hymenoptera, Eulophidae. The transcript is spliced from 6 exons. Bases 336 to 1475 code for a protein of 379 amino acids. The record is from RefSeq and is a predicted model, not a curated record. Gene Ontology annotation, biological process: phosphatidylethanolamine biosynthetic process; CDP-choline pathway.